GUUGAACGUAUUUAUGAGAAUUGAUUUUACCACGGAACUCAGAAUGUAUAUCUGUCAUUGUUCAUAAAGCACGUGGAUUACUGCGUUACGAAAUUUUGAUUUUUAUUCGUCAGUGAUUACAAAAUGACUUUCCCUGAAGAAUUUGAUGUUCUCGUGGAUUCAAACAGAAAUGAUGUAAACAAUUUGGGAUUUGCGUUGAAAGAAGUCUUGAAAAAAGGUCAAAAAGAGGACAGAGUUGUUGCUGGUGUUUAUGAAUGUGCUAAAAUAUUACAGAACUCUCCAGAAAAUGUUGGGCUUUGCUUGCUUCAAAAUAAAACAGAAGAUGUUACUGUGCAAAUUCACCAGAAACUCGUGGAGGCAUUUUGCUGGGAAAACGACAUUGAAGUCAUCAAGGUCGAUUGUUUGAAAACUGUUGAAAGCGUGCUUUCACCAACAAAUAUAGGAGAUGGCAGUGUAGAAAUCGACUGUGUUCUGAUACACAAUGAUACUUCAGACAGCAUUGAAGAGUUUAUCAACAAUUAUUACGCCAUGUUAGCGACACAGUGUACAGUUGUCCGGAUACCUGAUUGAUGAUAGUUACAGUUCAUAUGACCUUUCACCAGGAAGCCAAACCUGGAUAUUUAGAUGUCAUUAAAGAACCGUUACUUAUACGACCACUAUAGAGUUCCAGUGACCUAUGCACCUGAUAAUAUGACCUGGUGAUAGCAUUUUGCUGUACAGAAACUCGCCAAUGGUAAUCAAUGAAAACAUGCACUCCAAACACGGAGUCAGGAGGAGUAUGCAGUACUCAUUUGGUUUCUCGAAAACUGUGUAACAUUUCACUACUGACUAUCGUUAUUAUUAAUACAAAUCUGUAUUUAUAUCAUUUAUUUAUAUGCUAAUAAAAGUUUUAUAGUCUCUU
Messenger RNA from Mytilus californianus (California mussel), 901 nucleotides. Its product is annotated as growth arrest and DNA damage-inducible protein GADD45 gamma-like. Bases 124 to 570 code for a protein of 148 amino acids. Gene Ontology annotation, biological process: regulation of cell cycle. The transcript has 5 exons. NCBI's taxonomy places the organism in Eukaryota, Metazoa, Mollusca, Bivalvia, Mytilida, Mytilidae. Gene Ontology annotation, cellular component: cytoplasm; nucleus. The record is from RefSeq and is a predicted model, not a curated record.